AUGUCUGACCUGACCACUGUCAUUGCCAAGGGCAUUGCUCCCCCUGUUGGCCCCUACUCUCAUGCCGUCAAGACGCCCACCGCCAUCUACUGCUCGGGCCAGAUUCACUUCGACGCGAAUGGACAGCUCAUCCCAACUACUGAUGUCAAGGAGAUGACCAAGCAGUGUCUGGAGAACCUGAAGGCUGUCUUGGCCGAGGCCGGCUCGUCCUUGGACAAGAUUGUCAAGACGACCGUCUUCCUGGUUGAUAUGGAUCACUUCGCCCAGGUGAAUGAAGUGUACGCGCAGUACAUCACUCACAAGCCGGCACGCAGCUGUGUCGCGGUCAAGACGCUCCCCAAGGGCGCUACUGUCGAGAUUGAGGCGGUUGCACUGCCGUAG
Messenger RNA from Neoarthrinium moseri, 381 nucleotides. RefSeq lists its product as uncharacterized. Gene Ontology annotation, molecular function: deaminase activity. Gene Ontology annotation, cellular component: cytosol; mitochondrion. NCBI's taxonomy places the organism in Eukaryota, Fungi, Ascomycota, Sordariomycetes, Amphisphaeriales, Apiosporaceae. The coding region runs from base 1 to 381 and encodes 126 amino acids. The record is from RefSeq and is a predicted model, not a curated record. The transcript has 3 exons.